Molecule: messenger RNA, 1218 nt
Organism: Acanthosepion pharaonis
Lineage: Eukaryota; Metazoa; Mollusca; Cephalopoda; Sepiida; Sepiidae
Source: the annotation of a GenBank genome assembly
AUGCUGCUCUCAUUCAUUUUCUACAAUUUAUCUCCCUCAACACUCUAUCAGGCUCUCUCUUUCUUUGGUGUGUUCCUGUUGCCCUCUCUUUCUCUUGUGUGUUCAUGUCACCUUCUCUUUCACUGGUGCCUUCUCUAUCACCCUCUCUUUCUCUGGUAUGUUUCUAUGUACAUAUCUCUAGGUAAUUUUUGUCUUUCCUGUUUUUUUUCUCCCAUACUUUCUUGGUUCCCAUUCAUUUCUCUUUCUUUUCUGUUCUUUUUUAAUUUUUUUUUGUUUUUACUUCUAUUUCUCUAUCUAUUUUUCUUUUUUUUUUUUCUUUUACUUGUCUUUCUUCUAGAUUGUCUUCUUGUACUUGUUUCGUUCCUUUUCUCAUUCUUUUUUUCAACAUAUUUUAUUUCUUUUCUUUACACUUUUCUCCUUUUAUUUCAACGUUUUUUCUUUCAGUUUUUCUUUCUAUAUUUACUUUGCAUAUUUUCUUCAUCAUUUCUUUUCUCUUUUUAUAUCUUUUCCUUGUUUUUCUCUAAUUUUUUCUCUUUCCAUAUUUUCACUUUUUUUUUUAUUCCUUUUUUUAUCUUGAUAAUUCUUUUGACUACUUCCUCUUUGCUUUUUUGUGCCAUCCUGCUUUCUUCUCACCGCCUUUUUUUCUUUUUUAUUUUAACUGUUUUCUUCAUUGUUUUUAUCUUUAUUCUUAUCAUUGUACUUUCUUCCAAAACAUUUUCAUCCAUUCUUUUUUGUUUUUUUCAUUCUCUUUCAUUUUCUAUGAGUGGAUCUGCCAGCAAGUUUCUCUUUUUUUUUUCCAUCAUUUUUUUUGUUUCUAUUUUAUCUUCCCUUUCUCUAUUCUCAUUCACCUUCUCCUUUCAUAUCUCUUUAUUCCCUUUCUUAUUUAUCCUCACACUUCUUUUUGUAUUAAUUCUUUUGUUUUUCUUCUUUUCUUUUAGUUCUCUAUUUCUUUGUUCAUUUUCAUUCUUUUUUCAUUCCUUUAUUAUAUUGUUUUUACCUUUAACCAUUUCUUCCAACCCCCUUUCUUUCAAAUGUCAUGAAGGUAUAGUGGCUGGAAGACUCCUUCCGUUUCCUUCUAACACUUUCUACUUUCCCAGCCCACCCCACCCCCACUUUCAUCUCAUGCCAGUGUUUUUUCUCUCUUAUAUUGCCCUCUGUAUAUUGCACAUCCUUACACACCCCCUCCCUAUCCACCUACACCUACACCUUUCUCGUUAA